CAUUCGAAGACAUUUCUAGGGUAUAUAUUUCUAUGAUGGAAAACACCACAAUGCCUGCACGCAUGCGUACAUUCUAAAAUACGAUUUGCACAACGGUCUAUCAUCAAAGAUGGCGGGAGCCUCCGACCCACUGGAGGACAUGCUCUUCAAUGAGGUAGAUGAAAAGGCAGUUAGCGACCUAGUUGGCUCAUUGGAAUCACAACUUGGAAGUCAAAAAACUUCAUCUGCACCAUAUUCCGAGGCAAAGAGAGAGGGGCCUUCGGGCGCUGUCAAUCACUUCUCAGGGAAACUGCGUGACCAAGUGGGAUCUCCGGAGCCGCUGCCACAACAAGGACAUUCUAAAGCAGGGUUAAACGAGGAAACGAACGCCGAUGAGGCGCAAUCCAACAAGAUUCUCACCUCUUCUACCUCUUCUAUUUCUACCGGGGGUGUAAUUAACGCUGGUACAAAUUUACAAACACAUGCAGCAUCUCCCGCACCAGGAUCUGCAACUUUACCUGUUCAGACAACCAGCUUUAACAGAGGGACUGUUUUGGGUCCUGCAGGCUCAACGGUAGUGGCUGCCCCAAACCCCAACAUCACAACUGCAGCGGUUAGGACUGCUUCACCUGGAUUACAGAGUUUGAACGGUAACACCGGACCCGUGAAAUUGGUGAACUCGCCUACCAUCGCUGCCCAAACCGGGCCUGGCGUCUCUUUGGCCAACACUGUAAUAAGUACUGUUAGUGCUGGAACCUCCAAUAUAAUAGUGUCCAUGGCCUCGCAGCCUAAUUUUCCUGUACCUCAGACAACCGUGGUUUCUCCCACGGUUGCGUUGCAACGGCAUCCUAAUCCAAUCUCCAGUGUCUCACAGAACGGAAUAGACCCCAAAGUUUCACCUUUGACCACGCAAAGCGCCGGAUCCCCGGGUCAGACCACCACAUCUCAGGUCAUGAACCCUAGCAACACAAUCAUGAGCCCCAACAUGGUGGUGCAGAGCCAGCCUGUGUCUGGCAGCCCUGUGGUCCUCGCCAGCACCCCCCCGCCUGCUGUCCACUCCCCCAUAAGCCAGGUGCAGAGCGCGGGGAGCCCGGCUGUCACGCUGACCGCUGGGGUCAAGCCGGCGGUCAACGGAGUGGGCCAGCCCACCGUCACCAUCAUGAGGCCCCCGGGGCCCACCGUCAUGGCAACCUCCAUCCAGCAGCAGAGGCCUGGGCUGGUGGCCAGUCCUACGAGGACCGUGGCCCCCCAGCUGGCUGCCAGGCCCCCCCAGCAGACCACCAUCCAGCUGCCCCCUGGCUUCACCAUCCCUCCAGGCAUGGUUCUGGUACGGACAGAGACGGGCCAGCUGGUGAUGGUGCCCCAGCAGGUUCUGGCCCAGGCCCAGGCUAAGACCCAGGCCCAGGGGGUGACCAACAUCUCCCCCAGGCCUGCCACCCCAACGUCUGGGGCCACCAUCCGCGUGGCUACCCCCAGUCAGGCGGUAACCAUGGCUCCUGUAACCAUGGCUCCUGCUGGCGUGAAGAUGGCUGCUCCCCAGAAGACCCAGACGGUCAUCGCCGGGGGCCAGGUCGUUGCCGGGGGCCAGGUCGUUGCCGGGGGCCAGACCCUGGCCAAGCCGGCCGUCCGCCCCACGCUGACACCCACCUCUGCUGCAUCUGCUCCACCUCCUCCCCAGGAAAUGAUGGAAAACGUGAAGAAGUGCAAGAACUUCCUGGCCACGCUGAUUAAGCUGGCGUCCCAGAACUCCCCGUCGCCCAACACCUCCAAGAACGUGAAGGGCUUGGUGCAGGAUCUGCUGGAUGCCAAGAUCGAGCCAGAGGAGUUCACCACACGCCUGCAGGCUGACCUGAAGUCGUCCCCUCAACCCUACCUCAUCCCCUUCCUCAAGAAAAGCCUCCCAGCUCUGCGUCUGUCUCUGCUCAACAACCAGCAGUCUCUGCUCUCAGCCACACAGGCUGCUGCCUCCACCGUGAUGGUGUCCCCCUCCCCGGGCCUCGCCCCCUCCACCGUGAUGGUGUCCCCCUCCCCGGGCCUCGCCCCCUCCACCGUGCGGGCGCGGCCCCCCACCUGUUCCGGCGUGGCCCCCCUCAGGACAGCAGGGGGCCUGGGAGCCAUGGGAGCCACGGCCACUCAGGGCCUGAGGAGACCAGGGGUACAGGGGCUCCAGACCCGGAUGCCCAUGGUCAUCUCCCCGACCAUCCGGCCACAAGGUGCUGUGGCAAGAGGCGGGACCAUUAUAGCUAGCAGAAGUGCUAUUGGCCUUUCUGCUCAGGCCACAGCCAAUCAGAAGAAGCUGAGUGACCCUGGGGGAGGGACCUUCAGGGAUGACGAUGACAUCAACGACGUAGCGUCCAUGGCCGGGGUGAACCUGAACGAAGAGAACGCCCGUAUCCUGGCAACCAGCUCUGAGCUGGUAGGGACUAAGAUCCGCUCCUGCAAAGACGAGGCGUUCCUGCCCCCAGGCCUCCUGCACCGCCGCAUCCUGGAGACCGCGAAGAGGUUUGGUGUGACCGAGGUCCCGGUGGAGGCCCUGAACUUCAUCUCCCAUGCCACCCAGACCCGCCUGCGCUCCAUCCUGGAGAAGGUGACCACGGUGGCACAGCACCGCACGGACGGCGGCAAGGAUGAGGAGUGGUAUGAGCAGUCGUCAGACGUCAGAACUCAGCUCCGCUUCUUUGAGCAGCUGGAGAGGCUGGAGAAACAGCGCAAGGACGAGCAGGAGAGAGAGAUUCUCCUGAAGGCUGCCAAGAGCCGAGCCAGACAGGAAGACCCAGAACAAGCACGACUUAAGCAGAAAGCUAAAGAGAUGCAGCAGCAGGAGCAGGCUCAGAUCAGACAGCGGGAGGCUAACCUCACGGCCCUCGCUGCCAUCGGUCCGCGCAAGAAACGCAAGAUGGACUCCCCAGGAGGCUCUUCUGCUGGGCCCCCGGGGCGGCAGUAUGGGCGUCUCCCCACCCCCCAGGGGGGUGCCCCCAAGCAGCACUCCCAAACAAAGACCAGAGAGGGCCUCAGUGCCGGGUGGCCUCAGGCUCGGGGUUGGCCUCGUCCCCGGCCUCCUCCUCGCGGGCAGCAGCUUCGUCAGCGCAUCACGCGAGUCAACCUCAGGGACUUCAUCUUGUGUCUGGAGCAGGAGCGAGCAACGUCACACUCCCUGCUGCUCUACAAGGCUCUGCUCAAGUAG
This is a messenger RNA of Hypomesus transpacificus, 3163 nucleotides long. RefSeq names its product transcription initiation factor TFIID subunit 4-like. Gene Ontology annotation, biological process: transcription initiation at RNA polymerase II promoter; DNA-templated transcription. The record is from RefSeq and is a predicted model, not a curated record. Gene Ontology annotation, molecular function: DNA binding; RNA polymerase II general transcription initiation factor activity; protein heterodimerization activity. Gene Ontology annotation, cellular component: transcription factor TFIID complex. Lineage: Eukaryota; Metazoa; Chordata; Actinopteri; Osmeriformes; Osmeridae.